Osmia lignaria (orchard mason bee) is the source of this 1030-nucleotide messenger RNA. The record is from RefSeq and is a predicted model, not a curated record. NCBI's taxonomy places the organism in Eukaryota, Metazoa, Arthropoda, Insecta, Hymenoptera, Megachilidae.
CCACACGCGUCAGUUCUGUUUUACUUCUGACUGAGAAAGCCUCUACAUUCUAUAUUUUAAUUUUCCCAUAAAUUUUUCUAUGUUCUUCUAAAUCUACUGGUUAAAAAUGGCAAUGUCUAAGUAACAAAUUUUUAACGAUCGAAACUGUGCGCGAUAUAAUGUCCGAUAGCUUCAAUAAUCAUAAGGGUAAUCAGAACAUCCAAGGUCGAGCGAGUCUCUCCUCAAGAAUGCAGCGAGGUUUUAAAAAAAUGAAGAAGAGCAUUCAGAAGAUAACUGAAACUUCGACGAGUGUUCAAGCUCACUGCGUUUUCGUAGAGAACAUUCAAGACGAGGAGAAGCAAUCGCGGUACAUAGUACCGGAACGGCUCUCCUCUUUAACGCGCCAAACGGGAUUCACGAAGGACGAAAUACGAAAGCUUUAUCGUGCUUUUAAACAGCAUUGCCCGAGAGGAGCGGUAACAACGAACGAUUUGAAACCAGUUUACGCAAAAUUAUUCCCAUUGGGAGAGCCGUCUAAAUACGCGCAGAUCGUUUUUAACGCUUUCGAUAGGGACAGAGACGGAAUCGUAAGUUUCAGUGAUCUCCUCACUGAAAUAUCCUUGAUCACCAAUGGUGACACGGAUCAGAAACUCUCAUGGAUCUUCAGGUUUUACGACUUGAACGGGGACGGUUAUAUCACGAGAAAAGAAAUGUUGGUCAUAGUGUCGGCGAUUUAUGAGAUGCUACAUAACGGGCAGACUAUUCAACGGAUGAUAGACAGACACGUGGAUAAGAUCUUCAAGAAGAUGGAUAUUGAUAAGGACGGAGUCAUAUCCCAAGAGGAAUUCAUGAGCACUUGUAAAAAUGAUUCUGCAAUCCAAAGUCAGCUGGUAAUAUUUAAUCAGUUUUGGUGAAUUGAGUGGACAAGAAAAAUUCCUUCACAGUAUUACUCUGUAUAUUCUGAGGAAUCAGAAACUAAUAAUUAUUAUAUUCUAAAAAUUAUGAGAAAGAUGUAUAAAAUGUGGGUAAUAUAUUUACAUUUAGAAUGCAA